AUGGCAUCGCAGGGCGAGCUUCGAAAUUCGGACAGUGAGAAAGAGCCGAAAGCGACCGAUAAAAACCACCCCAAAGCCUCAUCAAAGCACGGAAAGGGGCGACCAUCCGUAGAUGUGCAGCUGGCGCAGAAUUAUAGAGAACGGCAGGAUCUACCACCUAUCGAACAAGGCGUGGAUCCCAAGCAAGAGGGGGGGAACCAAGAAUUUCCUAGCUCGGAUGCAGAAUAUGUUGAGAUAGUGCUGGACAAACGCUUGAAAAUAGACCUACAGACGACACAAUCAUGGCCGGACGAACGAAGAUCUGAAGCCGAUAAUGGCAAAUCACCUAGGGACUAUGUCACGGGUCGCAAGCUAUCCCAGCACGGUCGGUCAUGUCUCAGAUGCUUAGAAAAGGGACUGCGAUGCACACUCAACUACCUUGGCAAGGAAUCAGACCCUCAGUGCGCGGCUUGCCGACGGUCAAAGGCACCGCAUUGUGUGAGAUUCCAGCCGGUCGGGGAUCAUGGGCACGGAAUUCCGUUCUAUGGGCCACCGUGGAAAAACCCAAACUUCGUUGCCGGCGGGCCGGCAGGAAAAACCGUAGCGCGACUACCGAGCGAGCAACUAGAAGAAAUGCUCCGCGAGUUCUACGAAGGACAAAAGGGGUAUGUGAUGGGCCAGUAUAUGACGGCAAGCGAUGUGCACAGCUUCGCGCUGCCACCAUUCAACGGCGCAGAUCUACCCCCCAUAGACCGGCCGGAGAACUAUGAGGAAAUGGAUUGGAAGGACAUCCUUCCGGAUUGGAGGAAUCGGAGCUUACAGUCGCCUAAGAAAGGGAGCGAAAAGGACGAUGAGUAUGAGAAAGUGAAGAAAACACUGGCUCUUGCUAGAGAAAUAUCCUUGCUGCCGCCGAACCCCGACGGGGAAGACGCAGAAGCUAUUCGGCAGAAGAUGGCGCGGAUAAAGCUUACGACCUCAAAUAACGCGCAAGAAGAGGAUAUCAGUUUGCUGAGAAUUGUGAGGAGGUAUAGGCCCAGGGAAAAGAAUCUUAGUGACAUUGUAUAA
This is a messenger RNA of Xylaria bambusicola, 1044 nucleotides long. RefSeq lists its product as uncharacterized. The coding region runs from base 1 to 1044 and encodes 347 amino acids. The record is from RefSeq and is a predicted model, not a curated record. Lineage: Eukaryota; Fungi; Ascomycota; Sordariomycetes; Xylariales; Xylariaceae. The transcript has a single exon.